Oryzias latipes (Japanese medaka) is the source of this 4014-nucleotide messenger RNA. It is a transcript of the gene tecpr1a, whose product is annotated as tectonin beta-propeller repeat containing 1a. Lineage: Eukaryota; Metazoa; Chordata; Actinopteri; Beloniformes; Adrianichthyidae. Gene Ontology annotation, cellular component: membrane. The record is from RefSeq and is a predicted model, not a curated record.
GUUAACUGUCAGCGUAAACGUCAACAGCUGACGUAAACAUCAUGGUCGCGGCAGGUGUCGGUUCGAUUCUAACCUCUGAGUGAGGAGCAGUGACGGCCCACCAGCACUGACAGACAAUUUCUGAGCUGCUGAAGCUGUUUGUCUGCUUGCAGGUGCGGCCAUGCCCGCCUCCCUGCUGUGGGCGGUGGACGUUCAUGGACGGGUCUACAGCCUGUCCUCAGCGGGACAGCAGUGGGAGUUGGGGCGGGAUGCUCCGAUGGAGUUCAAGAGGGUGACGGCGGCUCAGCAGUGUUGCUGGAGCCUGGGCUGUGACAGCAGCAUCUACCUGAACGUCUUUGCUUCCGACCUGCCCGUCCGCUACAAAGAGGAGACGUAUGAGAAUCAGCGCUGGAAUCCCGUCGAUGGUUUUUCUGAGCGUCUGCUUCCGAGCGACCGCUGGCAGUGGAGCGACGUCACAGGUCUGCAGCAACAACCUUUGCACAGCUUCCAGCUGCCUUCCAGCAGCUGGGAGUGGGAGGGGGACUGGUACGUGGAUGAAAACUUUGAGGGGGAGCCCACAGAGAAAGAGGGGUGGACAUAUUCCAUCGAUUUCCCCUCCACCUACACUAAAGACAAAAAGUGGAACUCUUGUGUCCGUCGCAGGCGAUGGAUUCGCUACAGGAGGUAUAAAGCCAUGGACACCUGGGCAAAGAUUCCAUCUCAGCCGAUGUCUCUACCAGAUCCCUUCAGCGACAUCAGCUGUGGAGGCUGGGAGAUCAGCGAGGAGCCCGGGGACCGGCUGUCGCUGUGGGUUGUGUCCCUGCAAGGGAAGGUGUGGUUCAGAGAAGGAAUUUGCCACCACAAUCCAGAGGGCUCCUCAUGGGAGGAGGUGCCUCUGCCUGGAGAGGUUGUCCAGAUCAGCUGUGGCCCGGGAGACCUGGUCUGGGCCGUGUUAUGGGAGGGGAAGCUGAUCGUUAGGGAGGGCAUCACACGGGACUGCCCCAGAGGUUUGUCGUGGGCAGUGGUGGAGUGUCCGAGCCCUGAGGUGGGGGCUAUACAUGUUUCUGUGGGAAACGGUGUAGUCUGGGCUGUGACCAAGGACAAUAAGGUGUGGUUCAGACGUGGCGUGAACUCCCAUAACCCCUGUGGCUCUGGCUGGAUCAGCAUGGUUGGAGAAAUGAUCAUGAUCAGCGUCGGACUGCACGACCAGGUGUGGGCCAUCGGCUGUGAGGAUCGGGCUGUGUACUUCAGGCAGGGCGUCACCUCCAGUGAGCUAAGCGGUAAAACCUGGAGGGCCAUCAGUGCUCCCAGAGACGGAGAGCGGUCCCACUCCAGCGCCAGCAGCCAGCAGAGCGCUGGACGUUUUUUCUCUGGGGAUGUGCAAGCCCAGUCUGUGGUCAGUGAUGCCGACUCAGACGUGGAGAAAGGAUCGGCAGACGGAGCCAUCUUUACCACCCCAGAACCUUCCCUUGGUUCCCCCACAGAACCCCCGUCUAACCCUGCUGUAGACGCCCCAAAAGCCCGCAUCCCAAAGGUCACCAGCGACAGCUUCAUCUCUGAACUCGUCUCUGACAGAGAUCAAGGAAAGCCCUUGAAAGAUGUACCGUCAGUCACUCCUGCAGUCCUGGAAGAGGAGGUGAUCCCCGCAGACGGAGAGGAGAUUCAGCUCUGUGCUGAGGAGGCACUCCUCUCCACCGAGUCACGUGGCGGUCCUCAGUGGAGCAACGUGGAUCUGGAAGAGGCUCAGACCGGAGCUGUGCUGGACUUAGCCGAAACAUGCAGCUUGUCAUCUGUGACGACCUUCACCCUGACUCUGGAGGACGGGGCUGAGGAGCACCCCAUGUGGGCGUGGGUCAGCGGAGAGGGCUGUUCGGUGGACAGUUCCUCCCAACUCAAUUGGUUCAGCUCCUCUGCCAACACCACCUCUGUGACUCAGUCGGUCCAGUCCAUGAGUCUGUCAAUCAGUCCGGCCCAAACGGCGGCGUGGCGGAGACAGAUCUUUGAGCAACUCAGCGAGAGGAGCAGGAGGGAGAUGGACGACUUCAAGCACUACGAACAAGCCAUAGAACAGUCUGUGUGGGUGAAGAAAGGAGCCAUGCAGUGGUGGAGAGACUGGAAGCCACACAAGUGGAUUGAUGUCCAGUUUGCCUUUGAGCAGUUCUCUGGCCCAGACGGCAACAAGGACGGCAUUUUAUUCAUUUAUUACAAUUAUAAUGAGGAGAAAAAGUACCUGCACGCCUUCAUCAAUGAAGUGACCAUUUUGGUUCCUGUGCUGAACGACUCCAAACACACAUUUGCCAUCUACACGGACGAGCGGACCAAGCAGAGGUGGCCAAUCAGGGUGGCUGCUGCCACCGAGCUGGAAAUGUACGACUGGCUGGCUCUGCUGAGUGUCUCAUGCUGUGAAUCCAGGGGUAUCCAGGGUCCUCCAUCCAAACAGGCCAUCUGGUCCAUCACUUGUAAAGGGGACAUCUUUGUCAGCGAGCCCUCUCCCGCUCUGGAGGCCGUGCCUUACCCAACGCCCUGUGACCAGAUGUUCUGGCGACAGGUGGGAGGACACUUGCGGAUGGGGGAGUGUAACAGCGCCGGGAUAGUGUGGGGGAUCGGGUAUGACCACACUGCCUGGGUCUACACUGGUGGCUACGGGGGAGGCUUCUUCCAGGGUCUGGCCAGCAGCACAGACAACAUCUACACACAGACUGAUGUCAAGAGUGUUUAUAUCUACGAGAACCAAAGGUGGAACCCCGUUAGCGGCUACACCAGCAGGGGUCUUCCAACCGACCGCUACAUGUGGAGUAAUGCGUCCGGACUGCGUGAGUGCACGAAGACGGGCACGAGGCCUCCGUCUCCUCACUGGACGUGGAUUUCUGACUGGGCUGUGGACUACAGCGUCUCCGGCGGCACAGACAGGGAAGGCUGGCAAUAUGCCGCCGACUUCCCAGCGUCAUUCCACGGCUAUAAAACGAUGAAGGACUUUGUACGUCGAAGAAGAUGGGCCAGGAAGUGUAAAUUGACCACUACAGGACCCUGGCAAGAAAUCCCGCCCAUCCCUUUGAUUGACGUGACCGUGCUGCCGUGUGGAGCGCAGAGCAGCGUUGACACAAUUCCGCUGUGGGCGAUCAGCAGCAAAGGAGACGUCCUCUGUCGACUAGGAGUUUCCGCAAAGACUCCCGCCGGAUCGUCAUGGCUCCACGUGGGAACAGACCAACCCUUCAAGUCCAUCUCCAUCGGAGCAGCCGGUCAAGUCUGGGCAAUCGCCAGGGAUGGCUCCGCCUUCCACAGGGGAUCGGUUUCCCCUCAGAACCCAGCAGGAGACUGUUGGUACCACAUCCCUUCUCCAGCCAAACAAAAGCUAAAGCAGGUGUCAGUUGGAAGGACUUCAAUUUGCACUGUUGAUGAAAACGGUAAUCUGUGGUACCGGCAGGGUGUGACCCCCAGCUACCCUCAGGGUUCUUCUUGGGACCACGUUUCCAACAAUGUUCGCAAAGUCUCCAUGGGGCCCCUGGAUCAGAUUUGGAUCAUAGCCGACAAGGUUCAGGGAAGCCAAAGUCUGAGCUGUGGGACAGUGUGUCACCGACUGGGAGUCCAGCCCGUAGACCCUAAAGGACAGCAAUGGGACUACGGCAUCGGGGGUGGAUGGGAUCACAUCACUGUGAGAGGAAACGCCAUGGAGCCGCCCCGAAUCGGUCUCCUCUCCCAGAAGGACACGGCUCCUCCGACCUCCUCCAGCCCGCUCCCUAUUGGGAUCGCAGAGCCCAACGGCACCGCUGUGUGUUGAUAGGGGCUGAAAACUUUAUUAUUUUUUUUUUUGGUGAUGUUUAGUCUGUGAAACUAUGACGUGGGCUUGUUAAACUUCCUGUUUUAUUCGACAAACUGUCUUUUAUCAAGGCACUAGCCAUCCUUUUUACCAGUUUAUCUGCAUUUCUACUGUUAGAUGGAGUAUUAGGGCCACCUUGAAAGAAAAAAACUUGAUAAUAUAUGAAAAUAAAGUCAUACAUUUAUGAGAAAAAAAAGUCAGAAUUUUACAAAAAUAAA